AUGGUGGAAAAUCUCGGGCAGCCCUCAAAGGUCCAUUACAUGGCCAGGCGGGCGCUCAAUCUCUUCUCUCGAAAAACUGAAGAUGCACAACAGGCGAGAUCACGAGGCUCUGAGGCCCCGACUCAUGCCUCUCCCGCCGCCAUUACGUACACCCCAGAUUCUGAAAAGUAUCAGAGUAGGGCAGCAGCACGUCUGAGAGAUGGGAGCCUCGAAUCCACGCUUCCAAAGGGAUUCCCUGCUGAGUUGGCGGGUGAUUUAGUUUGGGAUGGUGAGACACUUGCGCAAACGUACAACUGGACGUUUGUGCUCAAUGUUGACCAGUUGGAGGAGAUAGAAGCUGGCCUGAGGUAUUUCCAAACCCUCAACCUUCCUCUCGGCCGUAUCUCUGCCGAGACGUUUCCCCUCGCAACGCUCCGUCCUGAGCUCAGGCGGCUAUCCAAUGAACUUCACAACGGUCACGGAUUUUUCGUAAUCCGAGGUAUCCCCGUUGACAAGUACACACGUGAAGAGAACAUCGCCAUCUUUACCGCCCUUUCCUACCACAUCGCCCCCCAACGCGGCCGCCAAGACGGACUAUUCCAAGGAAAACCUGCGACCGUCGUCCUAACGCACGUCACAAACUUGAAAACAUCGCUUAACGAGCAUAUGAUCGCAAGUCCGGCCUACACGACUGAUAAACAAGUUUUUCAUACCGAUGCCGGCGAUAUCGUGGCUCUCAUGGCACUGGAAACCGCGGAAGAGGGUGGUGCGAGUAAGAUUGUGAGUACAUGGAGGAUAUACAAUGAGCUUGCCAAGACCAGGCCCGAUCUAGUGAAGAUAUUAUCUGAAGACUGGGCUGUGGAGGUAUUCGGGAACAGGGGUCGGUGGUUUGUAUCACGGCCUAUCCUCUACCACCAGCCCGCCACGAGAUCGACGCCGGAGCGCGUGGCGCUACAAUAUUCACGCCGCCAAUUCGUCGGCUUCGGGGCGUUGCCGAGAAGCUCAAAGAUUCCGCCCAUUACCGAAGCGCAAGCGGAGGCCCUCGACGCGCUCCACUUUCUUGGGGAGAAGUUCUGCGUGUCCACGGGGUUUGAAAAGGGUGAUAUCCAAUAUAUCAAUAACAUGGCCCUCUUCCACGCCCGAGACGCAUAUCGUGACUCGGAUACGAGAAAGUAA
Messenger RNA from Scedosporium apiospermum, 1155 nucleotides. RefSeq lists its product as uncharacterized. The transcript has 2 exons. The record is from RefSeq and is a predicted model, not a curated record. Gene Ontology annotation, molecular function: oxidoreductase activity. Lineage: Eukaryota; Fungi; Ascomycota; Sordariomycetes; Microascales; Microascaceae. The coding region runs from base 1 to 1155 and encodes 384 amino acids.